Molecule: messenger RNA, 2083 nt
Organism: Daucus carota subsp. sativus
Lineage: Eukaryota; Viridiplantae; Streptophyta; Magnoliopsida; Apiales; Apiaceae
Product: amino acid transporter AVT1A
Exons: 11
Coding region: 76-1704 (542 amino acids)
Biological process (GO): amino acid transmembrane transport
Cellular component (GO): membrane; plant-type vacuole
Molecular function (GO): amino acid transmembrane transporter activity
Source: RefSeq, a predicted model, not a curated record
UUACAUCGAAGACAGCCUCCCCUAAUUUUUCUCACCGCGAUUCUCUCCUACAGCCGCAGCUAUAUCAACUCAAACAUGUCGGCGGCGGUCACUGACAACAAAGACCAGGAUGUUGAGUUUUUUCUGGACAGUGAUGCUGCAGACACGAAUGCAGAGACUGAUGAUUACUCCCUCGAUUUUGACGAUGUUUCUGUGGGACCCGGCUGUGCCGUUGCUGAUGUUGCCGAUAACGAACGUGACGUUGGCGAAUUCACUUCUUCUCAGUGGCCUCAGAGUUACAAGGAAUCUAUUGAUGCUUACACAAUCUCUGCAGCACCAGGAUUUGGAUCCUUUCGAGAUGCAUUUAAUAGCAGUUUUACAGGCGGCGAUAUGGAUAACCAGAGUAAUUUUGACUUGGAUGAGAGAGCUCCGUUGCUGUCAGAUCUAGAAAAGAAUAAGGUAGACCAAUGCAGGAUAUUGCAAUCGCAAACGUCAUGUUUAUGCAUGACGUCAAUGCAUAGGAAACAUGCUGGAGAACUUCCAAUUAGCCAGGGAUGUACCUUUCUGCAGACCCUCUUCAAUGGUUUAAAUGCACUGGCUGGAAUUGGCCUUCUUUCAACGCCUUAUGCAUUGAAAGAAGCUGGCUGGUUUAGCUUGGCCAUACUUAUUGUCUUGGGAGCUGUAUGUUGUUAUACAGCAUCUCUCAUGAGAUAUUGCUUCGAGAGUAGAGAAGGUAUUUAUACCUUUCCAGAUAUGGGAGAAGCUGCAUUUGGGAAAUAUGGGCGUAUUAUUGUAGCAAUUAUUUUGUAUGCAGAGCUCUAUACAUCUACUGUGGAAUUCAUUAUUAUGGAAGCAGACAAUCUUACCAAGCUAUUUCCAGGAACGCACAUCGAUUGGUCUGGUCUUCAGCUGGACUCUACACAUUUCUUUGCAAUUCUUGUUGUCCUUGUUAUCCUACCAACUGUUUGUAUGAAAGAUCUUCGGUUGGUAUCCUAUCUUUCAGCUGGUGGAGUCAUUGCGACUAUGACUAUAGUCCUUUGUAUGCUUCUGCUUGGAACAGUACAUAACGUUGGAUUUCACUAUAGUGGUCCAGUUAUGGACUGGGGUGGAGUUCCUUUUGCACUUGGUGUAUAUGGGUUUUGCUAUUCAGGACAUUCGGUAUUCCCAAAUAUCUAUCACUCAAUGGCUGAUAAAACCAAGUUUACGAAGGCACUAAUGAUAUGUUUUAUGUUGUGCAUAUUGAUGUAUGGAGGAGCUGCUGUAAUGGGGUUUCUCAUGUUUGGUGAAGGAACAUUGUCCCAGAUAACUUUAAACAUGCCAUCAAAUUAUGCUGCUUCGAAAGUUGCAUUGUGGACAAUAGUAAUCAUACCACUCACCAAAUUCGCUCUGUUUAUAAACCCCUUGGCGCUAAGUAUAGAAGAACUGCUACCUCCCGCAUUGUGUGAAAGUUUAUGGUGCUUCAUUCUUCUGCGAACAACUAUUGUCGUAUCAGCACUUGCCGUUGCUUUUGUUCUUCCUUUUUUCGGGAUUGUAAUGGCAUUAAUAGGCUCAUUGAUGAGCGUACUUAUGGCUGUGAUACUGCCUUCUGCGUGUUUCCUAAAGAUUAUAGGGAAGAAGGCCACAACAGCACAGAUUGUUCUCAGUAUUGUAAUAAUUGGAUUGGGGGUCGUAUGUGCCGCCUCGGGAACAUAUUCUUCAGUGUCAAAUCUUCUACAUGAGUUCUGAUAUUCAGUUGAGGCAUGCAUUGGCACUAUAGUAGUGGUUCUCUGGGGACUCUUCAAGAUAUUGCAUUUUCAGUUAUCAAAUUAUUCUCACUACUGAUGACCCUUUUUUUAUUAGAACUGCACAUCAGGGUUAAGUUUUGGUGGAUCUGACCUACUAAUCACACCAUUAAUCAGUGAUGUAGGUAACUGCAUUGUAUCCAAUUUUGCUUUAAAAGUUUUAUGUUUCCGUAAUACUUACUUGAUUGUUUUAGGAAAAUAGAAGUAAAAGUAGCUCUCAGUCAUGCAACUUGGGUAAAUUUUUACUGUGUCUUUUACUAGGUUUUUGUAUGAACAUAAUUAUCUUUAUUCCUUGAUUAAUGCGAAUUUACUGCUUAAUGAUU